AAAGGUCUAUCACGCCUCUUUUGUUUUUUCCCAUCAAUCACCCACUUUUUUUAGCUUUUUCUUAUUGUAAAUACUAAAUACUAAAUAGUCAUCUUCUUCAGCUCCAACCCAUCGUUUCAGAAUCUUUUUUUUGUCAAGUAAUAAGCAGCCAACCAUGCCAGCUUCCUCUUCACCCCCAAUAGACUACCUCCAAAACCUCCUAGACUCAGCCCGCCCUUUCCUCCGUGGCGAGCUCGAAUCCAUCGACCAGAAUUUACCUUCGCUAGUCGCCGUCUUGCGCUCUGUUGGAGCCGGUGAGUGCUGGCACAAGCAUGGCAGCUUCCUUGAUCAUCUCGUUGACCUAUACAAGAUUCUCAAGAUUUGGAAAGCACCAAACUCCGUCUGCCUCUGUGGCCUCUUCCACUCUGCUUACUCCAAUUCCUAUGUCAACCUCGCCAUAUUUGAUCCUUCAACAGGUCGUGAUGUGGUUCGUGGCCAUGUUGGUGAUGAGGCCGAGAGGUUAAUCCACUUGUUCUGUAUUGUCCCAAGACAGCCUCUUAUUCAUGAUGAUCUUUUAUUCCGUUACUCUGAUUCUGAACUCGUCGAACACCUUAAGCUUUCGGAGAUAUCGUUGAGUAAUGCAAUGCACAAGGGUUUGUUCGAUGAAGAAGAGCCUUGGAGGAAGAAGCUUCAGACUCUUCUUCCCGCUGAUGGGAUUACUGUGAAGCACAUCAAGACCGGCCAAGAUGUUCCAGUUUCUAGAAGGGUGGUCGCGGUUUUCCUUUUGAUGACCAUGGGGGAUUUCAGUGACCAACUUUUUGGCUUUCAAGAUGCUCUCUUUGAAAACUCUAACGGUCGCUUUGAGUUCUCAGGGAACAAUUAUACAGCUUUGUGGCCUGGUGAUGGCAAGCCAGGUCUAUGGUUGAAUUCUAUAUCGAGGAUGGGGGCUAUAUAUAAUCUGAUAGUGAGAGAGGAAGAGAUUUUUAAGGAAGAGAGGAAAAGGGUCGGUGCUGGAGGGGUACAAACUGAUAGAGAUGAUGAUCUUGAGCUUGUGGUGCCACCUGUUUUUGAAAACUGUAAAAGGGUUUUAGAUGCAGGGGAGCAAAUAGCUGCAAGGGACUUGUAUUGGGAAGCUGUUUGUGAUAUGUCUAAGAGAGGGUUGGAGAGGGCUGAGGAGUUGCUUGUGAGGAGUAUUGAGAAGAAUCCUUUUGUGGGAGAGCCACAUGUGCUGUUGGGUCAGGUUUACUUGAACAAAGGGAUGUUUGAAGAGGCUGAGAGAGAGGCUGAAAGAGGGUUGACUCUUAUGUUGGAGUGGGGGAGUCCAUGGGAUAAGAGGAUGUCCUGGGAAGGAUGGAUUGCUUGGGUUAGAGUUUUGUUGACGAAAGCUAAGGAAAAGUCAUGGCCACAGACUACUUGGGGCAUCCUCAACUUGGGUCUUGUGAGGUAAAAAUAAAAAUGAUGUUUUUACUUCGUCAUUGUAAUCUCUUCUCAAACAUGGAUUUGCCACUCAAUAAAUAAAUAAAUAAAUAAACUGGAGCAUAGCCUUGCUCUUUUUUUUUUU
Quercus lobata is the source of this 1540-nucleotide messenger RNA. RefSeq lists its product as uncharacterized. The coding region runs from base 155 to 1426 and encodes 423 amino acids. Lineage: Eukaryota; Viridiplantae; Streptophyta; Magnoliopsida; Fagales; Fagaceae. Gene Ontology annotation, molecular function: protein binding. The record is from RefSeq and is a predicted model, not a curated record. The transcript has a single exon.